UCGAAUGGAUGUUUAUCAGUACAUGAGUGUUGUCCUGUAAAGGUUUUUCAUGCUUUCUGUUGCUGUUUUGAAGGAGGCCACGUUCCAAGUGGUUUUAGUCUCCAACGUCCAUCGCUCUUUCAUCCUCAUCAACUAUGGAGACAUUGCACGGACAGAACAAAAGUGGCAGGCUGGUUACAGCACGUUGGACUCUGUCCGUUCGUUCACAGUUCCAGUAACCAGCGUCCAAGAACUCUCAUCUAGCAGCAAUAUCAAUGUGAAUGGUCGCCUCUCUUUCCAUGUGGAUGGUUCACCGAACUUGCCAACAAAUUUCCUUGCUUCUGGGGCUGGAGACACAGUGAACCCCCCUGCUGAGGAUGGAAGCUCUGAUGUCAUUUUCUUGCAGCAGCCUUUCAGAUACUUUGGACGCACAUACAGUCAGAUCUUCGUGAACAACAAUGGCUACUUGACGUUUACUGAGCCGCUGUCUGCCUACAACCCCGUUCUGGAGACCGCAAGAGAUAUCGUUGCUCCUCUUUGGACUCGCCUUGACAAUCGACGGGGUGGAACUGUCUCCUACAGAGAGGAUACAAGCAAUGCUGUACUGGCACAAGUCACUGCGGCCAUUAAGCAGUACUUCCCUAACAUACCUUUUGCUGCUACAUCAGCUUUUGUGGCUACCUGGGACAGUGUGCCGUACCAUAAUGGUGGAGGGGUGGUCAGUUUCCAAGUGGUUUUGGCGUACAAUGUUCAUCGCUCUUUCAUCAUCAUCUAUUAUGGAGAUGUUGCAGAAACAGGACAACCCUGGCAGGCUGGUUAUAAUACUGUAGACUCUGCAAGCUCUUUCACAAUUCCAGCAGCACGUGUCCCUGAUCUCUUAUCGAGCAGUAAUAUCAAUGCGAAUGCUUGCUGGUCUUUCCAUGUUGAUGGGUCACCAAACCUGCCAUCUAAUUUCCUACCAUUUGGAAUCGGAGAAAUAGUAACCCCCCGUUUGGAGAAUGGAAGCUCUGAAGCCAUUACAUUGCAGCAGCCUUUCAAGUUUUUUGGACGCACACAUAACCAGACAUUUGUCAACAACAAUGGCCAUCUAACUUUUACUGAGCCGCUGUCCUACUACAUUCCCCUUCUGAAUUCUGGAAGAGACAUCAUUGCUCCUCUCUGGACUCAACUUGACAAUCGACGUGGUGGAACUAUCUCCUGUAGAGAGGAUAGAAGCAGUUCUGUUCUGGCACUAGUCACUGAAGCUAUUGACCGAUACUUCCCUAACAUAACGUUUGUCGCUACAUCAGCUUUUGUGGCUACCUGGGAUAGUGUGCCAUACAAAAAUGGUCAAGGGGAGGUCACAUUCCAAGUGGUUUUAGUCUCCAACGUCCAUCGCUCCUUCAUCCUCAUCAACUAUGGAGACAUUGCAGAGACAGAACAAAAGUGGCAGGCUGGUUACAGCACGUUGGACUCUGUCCAUUCAUUCACAAUUCCAGUAACCAGCGUCCAAGAACUCUCAUCCAGCAGCAAUAUCAAUGUGAAUGGUCGCGUCUCUUUCCAUGUGGAUGGUUCACCAAAUUUGCCAACAAAUUUCCUCGCUUCUGGGGCUGGAGACACAGUGAACCCCCCUGCUGAGGAUGGAAGCUCUAAUGUAAUUUUCUUGCAGCAGCCUUUCAGAUACUUUGGACGCACAUACAAUCAGAUCUUCGUCAACAACAAUGGCUACUUGACGUUUACCGAACCGCUGUCUGCCUACAACCCCGUUCUGGAUACCGCAAGAGAUAUCGUUGCUCCUCUUUGGACUCGCCUUGACAAUCGACGAGGUGGAACUGUCUCCUACAGAGAGGAUACAAGCAAUGUUGUACUGGCACAAGUCACUGCGGCCAUUAAGCAGUACUUCCCUAACAUACCUUUUGCUGCUACAUCAGCUUUUGUGGCUACCUGGGACAGUGUGCCGUACCAUAACGGUGGAGGGGUGGUCACUUUCCAAGUGGUUUUAGCGUACAAUGUUCAUCGCUCUUUCAUCCUCAUUUAUUAUGGAGAUGUUGCAGAAACAGGACAACUUUGGCAGGCUGGCUAUAAUACUGUGGACUCUGCAAGCUCUUUCACAAUUCCAGCAGCACGUGUCCCUGAGCUCUUAUCGAGGAGUAAUAUCAAUGUGAAUGCUUCCUGGUCUUUCCAUGUUGAUGGGUCACCAAACCUGCCAUCUAAUUUCCUACCAUUUGGAAACGGAGAAAUAGUAACCCCCCGUUUGGAGAAUGGAAGCUCUGAAGCCAUUACAUUGCUGCAGCCUUUCAGGUUUUUUGGACGCACACUCAACCAGACCUUUGUCAACAACAAUGGCCAUCUAACGUUUACUGAGCCGCUGUCCGACUACAUUCCCCUUCUGAAUUCUGGAAGAGACAUCAUUGCUCCUCUCUGGACUCAACUUGACAAUCGACGUGGUGGAACUAUCUCCUGUAGAAAGGAUAGAAGCAGUUCUGUUCUGGCACUAGUCACUGCAGCUAUUGACCAAUACUUCCCUAACAUAACGUUUGUCGCUACAUCAGCUUUUGUGGCUACCUGGGAUAGUGUGCCAUACCAAAAUGGUGAAGGGGAGGCCACGUUCCAAGUGGUUUUAGUCUCCAACGUCCAUCGCUCUUUCAUCCUCAUCAACUAUGGAGACAUUGCAGAGACAGAACAAAAGUGGCAGGCUGGUUACAGCACGUUGGACUCUGUCCGUUCGUUCACAGUUCCAGUAACCAGCGCCCAGGAACUCUCAUCUAGCAGCAAUAUCAAUGUGAAUGGUCGCCUCUCUUUCCAAGUGGAUGGUUCACCGAACUUGCCAACAAAUUUCCUCGCUUCUGGGGCUGGAGACACAGUGAACCCCCCUGCUGAGGAUGGAAGCUCUGAUGUCAUUUUCUUGCAACAGCCUUUCAGAUACUUUGGACGAACAUACAAUCAGAUCUUCGUGAACAACAAUGGCUACUUAACAUUUACUGAGCCGCUGUCUGCCUACAACCCCGUUCUGGAUACCGCAAGAGACAUUGUUGCUCCUCUUUGGACUCGCCUUGACAAUCGACGAGGUGGAACUGUCUCCUACAGAGAGGAUACAAGCAAUGUUGUACUGGCACAAGUCACUGCAGCUGUUAAGAAAUACUUUCCUAACAUACCUUUUGCUGCUACAUCAGCUUUUGUGGCUACCUGGGACAGAGUGCCGUACCAUAACGGUGGAGGGGUGGUCACUUUCCAAGUGGUUUUAGCGUACAAUGUUCAUCGCUCGUUCAUCCUCAUCUAUUAUGGAGAUGUUGCAGAAACAGGACAACUUUGGCAGGCUGGUUAUAAUACUGUGGACUCUGCAAGCUCUUUCACAAUUCCAGCAGCACGUGUCCCUGAUCUCUUAUCGAGCAGUAAUAUCAAUGCGAAUGCUUGCUGGUCUUUCCAUGUUGAUGGGUCUCCAAACCUGCCAUCUAAUUUCCUACCAUUUGGAAUCGGAGAAAUAGUAACCCCCCGUUUGGAGAAUGGAAGCUCUGAAGCCAUUACAUUGCUGCAGCCUUUCAAGUUUUUUGGACGCACACAUAACCAGACAUUUGUCAACAACAACGGCCAUCUAACGUUUACUGAGCCACUGUCUUACUACAUUCCCCUUCUGAAUUCUGGAAGAGACAUCAUUGCUCCUCUCUGGACUCAACUUGACAAUCGACGUGGUGGAACUAUCUCCUGUAGAGAGGAUAGAAGCAGUUCUGUUCUGGCACUAGUCACUGCAGCUAUUGACCGAUACUUCCCUAACAUAACGUUUGUCGCUACAUCAGCUUUUGUGGCUACCUGGGAUAGUGUGCCAUACCAAAAUGGUGAAGGGGAGGCCACGUUCCAAGUGGUUUUAGUCUCCAACGUCCAUCGCUCUUUCAUCCUCAUCAACUAUGGAGAUAUUGCAGAGACAGAACAAAAGUGGCAGGCUGGUUACAGCACGUUGGACUCUGUCCAUUCGUUCACAAUUCCAGUAACCAGCGUCCAAGAACUCUCAUCCAGCAGCAAUAUCAAAGUGAAUGGUCGCCUCUCUUUCCAAGUGGAUGGUUCACCGAACUUGCCAACACAUUUCCUCGCUUCUGGGGCUGGAGACACAGUGAACCCCCCUGCUGAGGAUGGAAGCUCUGAUGUCAUUUUCUUGCAGCAGCCUUUCAGAUACUUUGGACGUACAUACAAUCAGAUCUUCGUGAACAACAACGGCUACCUAACGUUUACUGAGCCUAUGUCUGCCUACAAUCCCAUUCUGGAUAACGCAAGAGACAUCGUUGCUCCACUUUGGACUCGCCUUGACAAUCGACGAGGUGGAACUGUCUCCUACAGAGAGGAUACAAGCAAUGCUGUACUGGCACAAGUCACUGCAGCUGUUAAGAAAUAUUUCCCUAACAUACCUUUUGCUGCUACAUCAGCUUUUGUGGCUACCUGGGACAGAGUGCCGUACCAUAAUGGUGGAGGGGUGGUCACUUUCCAAGCAGUUUUAGCGUACAAUGUUCAUCGCUCUUUCAUCCUCAUCUAUUAUGGAGAUGUUGCAGAAACAGGACAACCUUGGCAGGCUGGCUAUAAUACUGUGGACUCUGCAAGCUCUUUCACAAUUCCAGCAGCACGUGUCCCUGAUCUCUUAUCGAGCAGUAAUAUCAAUGUGAAUGCUUGCUGGUCUUUCCAUGUUGAUGGGUCACCAAACUUGCCAUCUAAUUUCCUACCAUUUGGAAACGGAGAAAUAGUAACCCCUCGUUUGGAGAAUGGAAGCUCUGAAGCCAUUACAUUGCUGCAGCCUUUCAAGUUUUUUGGACGCACACACAACCAGACCUUUGUCAACAACAAUGGCCAUCUAACGUUUACUGAGCCGCUGUCCGACUACAUUCCCCUUCUGAAUUCUGGAAGAGACAUUGUUGCUCCUCUCUGGACUCAUCUUGACAAUCUUCAUGGUGGAACUAUCUCCUAUAGAGAGGACACAAAUAGUUCUGUACUGAUAGUAGUCACUGCAGCUGUUAAUCAAUACUUCCCUAACCUUGCCCUUCCAUUCAUCGCUACAUCAGUGUUUGUAGCUACCUGGGAUAAUGUGCCGUACUUCUCUGGUGAAGGGGUAGUUACUUUUCAAGUGGUCUUAAUCUCCAAUGUUGAUCACUCCUUCAUCCUGUUUAACUACGGAAACAUCGCAGAAACCAGACAACGAUGGCUCGCUCUCUAUGACACAGUGGACUUUGCAAACUCUAACAGCAAUGUCAACGUUAAAGGUCGCUGGGUUUUUCAUGUUUAUGAUGUUUGUGAUACCUUAGGCUGCACUGGACAAGAAGUUUGCAGUUUUAGAGAUGCCUAUGGCUGUAGUUGCUUGGAAGGACAAAAACAUAAUCCUGAAACAUUUGAUGCAAAGCAGUUUUGUGACAGCAGCACUAGCUCCUUAUCUCUUUCACGCUGCCAACUCUUUGAAUCUGGUUUUCCUCCUGAGAUCCUGCAUCUAAAUGACCCCAGUUGCAAAGGAAUUUCAGAAAAUGGCAGAGUUCUAUUUCAUUUUGACAAUGAUGGCCACGUCUGUGGUACUACUUUAAUGAGCAAUGGCACUCACUUCAUCUACCAAAACGCCAUUCAUUCUAACUUGUCAGUGGGUGUUAUUACACGAGAGAGAUGGAUGAAUAUUGCAUUUUCUUGUGCAUACCCUCUGAUCCAGAACCUCUCUAUGCCCAAGGACAUCCAAGCUGAAUGGAGUGUGAUAAGCAUCGACCUUCCUGGCCAGGGCACAUACCAGAUCCGGAUGAUUCUUUACCAUGAUGCUCAGUUUAGCAGCCCAUAUGAGGGAGAUGCGGAAGUGCAGGUGAAUCAGCAGAUGUAUGUUGCAGUUGAAGUGGGAGGAGUGGAUAGAAGUCAGAUUGCCACAGUUCUGGACAACUGCUGGGCCACACCGGUUAAUGAUAUUGAUCAUCAAAUUCGCUGGAAUCUGAUUAUUAGAGAAUGUCCCAACCCUGAGGAUGGUACAGUGGAGGUUUUACAGAAUGGUAUUGACACAACAAGCCGUUUCUCCUUCAGGAUGUUUACCUUCACAGGGGGUUCCGAUCAAAUCUUUUUGCACUGUCAAGUUCACCUCUGCCUAGUACGGAAUGGCAGAUGUGCACAGUCAUGCAACCCUGGACGUAGACGCAGAAGGCGCAGAUCUGUGGACUUCCAUCACACUACAGCGAUCACCAUGGGUUUUUAACAGCGCUAAGCAACCCUGCUGGAUGAAAGAUGAAUGAUAUCAGAAAGAAAACUUUUGUCACUAUUGAAAAUGUGUUAUUUAAAACUGUAAACAUUUUUAGGGUGGGGCUAUUAUGACUCUA
Carassius auratus (goldfish) is the source of this 6275-nucleotide messenger RNA. RefSeq lists its product as uncharacterized. The transcript is spliced from 40 exons. Gene Ontology annotation, biological process: cell-matrix adhesion. The record is from RefSeq and is a predicted model, not a curated record. The coding region runs from base 50 to 6154 and encodes 2034 amino acids. NCBI's taxonomy places the organism in Eukaryota, Metazoa, Chordata, Actinopteri, Cypriniformes, Cyprinidae.